GCUACCUAAUUUUUGUUACAAAUAGAGAUAUAGAGAUAUAUAAGUUGAAGCUUAAGCCAGUUGUAAAUUGAUCAGUCACGGUUUAGAGUAACAACAAAGCAAAAGAAAGGACUUUUAUCGACUCCAUUAUUAGUUGAAUCAAAACCCUAGUUUCAGAAAUCAUCCAAUUCAUCAUAGUUUGCCCCAAUUCCGCGUAGUUUCGAUUCCAUCCGGCAAUCGGCGGAUCGAAACCGAUCAGAAUCAUCUCGUUCGGAAUCAGUAGUUGCACAUAAAUGGAUUUGUCGGAGCUUUUGGCAAUAUUCGGACCCGGAAUCUCCGGCGCGGUAUUCGGCGCCGGCUGGUGGUUUUGGGUGGACGCCGUCGUGUGCAGCUCCGUUCAAGUCCCUUUCGUCCACUACCUGCCUGGGAUUUUUGCUUCGCUGUCUGCUUUGAUGUUCAAUUGCGUGAGGAAAGAGGAUAUUGACUACUCACCAUACGAUGAGGGUGAAUGGAGGUUGAAGCUCUGGCUUUUCAUUGCAUAUGUUGUGUCGUUUGUCUCGUUAGCUGCUUCAGUCGGACUCUUGAUACAAGACGCACUGGUGGAGACUGGUCCUUCAGCGUGGACUGGAGUUGCAGGUGUUCUCCAAUGCGUGUUUGUGUUAAUCAGUGGCCUGAUAUAUUGGAUAUCUCAUUCCUCUGAAUAACCCGCUGUCGAGUUUCCACCGUUAUUUAAUCUGUGCUAGCUGGCCUUGUGCAUAACUGUGCUGAAAUCACCCGACUGAGAGAGCCUGGAAUCUGGAGCUAUUCAUGUCGUCUGAGAGUCUUUAGCUGUUCGUUGAUUUGUGCCAUCUGGCCAUGUGCAUAAACCUUGCUGAGUUAUCCUUGUGAAAAACUCGGGUUCAUGUCAUCGAAGAGUAUUGUUUAUUUACUAUUUUGCUGGUGCCAAAAGUUACAGCUACCGUUCAUAUUUUGUCUAUAUAUUAUCUCGCCAGCACAGAGCAGCCCUUUGAACUCA
This is a messenger RNA of Salvia miltiorrhiza (redroot sage), 994 nucleotides long. RefSeq lists its product as uncharacterized. The record is from RefSeq and is a predicted model, not a curated record. Gene Ontology annotation, biological process: protein targeting to vacuole; late endosome to vacuole transport via multivesicular body sorting pathway. The transcript has 4 exons. NCBI's taxonomy places the organism in Eukaryota, Viridiplantae, Streptophyta, Magnoliopsida, Lamiales, Lamiaceae. Bases 273 to 683 code for a protein of 136 amino acids.